UGCCCGGAUCGACCGAUCGAGUGAAAAAUUGUAAUGAUACCAACAACAAAAUGUCACCUGCCAAAUAAAUGACAUCACUGAGUCCAUUAAGAUAAAGCUUCGUGUGGAUUUUUGUAACUAUACAGCUUCUGGCUCGCAGCAGCAUUAUUUUCUCAAAACCUGCGAUUACUAUAUCGUGUCGUUGUUCGCCGAGGUCUACUUUCGCUUUUUCCACCAUACUCCAACUUUUUGAUGAACUUAAGCGGAAGUGUAGUCAAUGAUCGGACAAGAUGUCUGUUUUGAUCGACGGCCCAACGGUGGCAGCGCUGUUUUAUAGUCAUUCCAACAGCCUCGGAAAUCAGGAAGGAUUCUUAUUUGGACAAAUUUUAAAUCACGUGAAGGACCACAUCAGUGAUAGUCAAAUUAGUAAUUCCCAAGUGCAAACCUACAUACAUGUGUCUUCACAUUUGCCAUGGCAACGGGAAGACCAGCUGUACAACAGAGGGGGAAUACCCAUUAUGGAGAAAAUAGCAGCUUUAGUAGGAGAACGUAGAAAGGGAGUGGUUGGCUGGUACAGUUUUCGCCGUAACUCAUGUUUGCGCAUGACCAUGAAGGAGCAGACUCUGCACAAGAUGCUGGCUGCAAAGCUUUGUCCACAGUCUCAGGAAGAUUUUAUUUUUUUCCUCUGCACUGCAACAGAAAAUUUCGACCAAUCCACUCACUCUAUGGAUCAUUUUUUUGUUAAAGGGGUGGCAGGAAAUCCAGCUAAGGUUCCUGUCACUGUUUUAAACCUUGGGGACACAAUGCACACAGAGUAUAAAACACAUGGGAAUGCUACAAUUAUUGAGUCUUCAUCUUUGAAGUCUAUCUUGAAAAAGCAUAAGACUCAUUUUGUGUCCGAAUCAGGACAAAAAAUGUUGGAAAUGGCAAGGAUUGGUGACAUGUUUUGUUCUCUCAGCUCAAGUCUGAAGGUUCUUUGUGGAAAGUUAAUAGAGAGCGAGCAUAUGACUGGUACAUUGGAAGAAGAAGUGCAGCAUCUUCAACAGGAGCUGAACCAGCAAGAGCUAAAGCAACAAGAGAUGAAAAAUUUAAGAGCUCAGCCUCCAACAGACACAGAAUUACUGCCAACAGCAUCAAAAGAGAUUGGCAUUGACUCUUUGUCAUCUGGGCAUCAAGUUUUUUCAUCACCACUGUGUGUGUUAGACAACAUGUCACUGCUAGAAGUCAACACAAUUCGUGUGAGGAAAAUGACAGAUGCUUUUGGGCUUCCUUUAGCAGAUAGAAAUAAACGUAAAAAUGAAGAAAAUACUUCUAAAGCUAGGCCUAGCAUUGAUGAAAUUCUUUCAGUUGACACCCUGGACUCGGAACGUGCUAAUACAUCCAAGGAUUUUCUCCAGCCAGCAAAGUUAGUCUCAAAUGACUCCGAAGAACAUACUGUGAACUUAGUCUCAAUGCAGACUCAGCUGGUAGACAAUGAAAAGACUGAAACAACAAAUGACACAGAAAGGAAGCAGGGGAACAAAGAGCAAAAGAAAAGUGAGUGCCAGUUUACUGCAUCAGUUUUGGUAGGAGAACCCUCAGACCACUUCAGAUUUGUAGAGAACAUGUUAAGCACUUCUGGAAAAACCAGUAAAGCAAAGGAGGCUGAUGGAGAGGCAGCUACAGGAAGAAUGGAUACAGCUGCUGUUACUUCUGGGCCUGUGGUAACGAAAUUGCAAGCAAAAGAGGAAGCUAAACAGCCUGCAACGAGAUCAAGACGAAACAAACAAGUCACCAACACAGUGACACGUACAGCAAUCAGCAGUUCAGAUGUGUCCAGCAAUUCAUAUGCCACCAGAAAAUCAAGAAAUGUAGAGGUACAAGAAAACAGAUGUCCACCACCUGGCUGCACAAAUUCAAAAGAGGUUGAGACUGGCAGAGCUGAGAAACGACAGAUGAGAGGUGGUCAGUGUGAACAGAACUCAGCUAUUUUCUCUGAUCCACAAGUCCAACACUCAAAACAAGAGUCACAGAUGACUCUUGCAGGCUCCACCAAUGCUAUAAAGAAACGAGAUGGCUCAGGAGAACCCAGAAGUAAUUAUAGAUCAGGUCAAGCCCUAGAAACAGCCACUCAUGAAAAUGGUAUGAACAAAGAUGAAAAUGAACAAAACUUGCCUCGUUCAUCAUCUCCAGUUUUCUGAGUAUUAUUUUCAGAUUUGUGUGAUUAUAGCAAACACGUGUUGAACUUGGCAGGCAAAGUUUGACUGUUUUAUAUGUUUUUGUGAGCAACUAGGAUCAUCUUUUUGGCAGAUUUUGCAAAGAGUUUUCUUUUUAACAUUUAAGAACUGAAGAUGACCAAUCAGCCUUCAAACCACUCUUACACCAUCACAUAACCAAUGACACCCCGGAUAUUUACCACGUAAUACUGAAAACUACUAUGUUCAUGGACAGAGCAAAGGUUGUAUGUCAAUUAUUGUUGAUAACCAGAGUAACCAUGUUAGAUUAAGUCCUAAAUGGUAAUUCUUGUAAUCACAAUGCUUGAGGGAAUUAAGGUGUAGUGACAGUAUUUACAAAUUUCUUUCACAAAUACACUUAAGAUUUAUUUCUCUAGAGGAUUUUCUUUUCAGCCUACUUCUUCAUUUCUUUUAAAUUUGGUAUGCUACAAGCAUAGCGCAAAAAAUUAUGUUUUAAAAAUUUAAAAUAAUAGAAAAUACACAAUAAGAAAAAAAAUACCCUUCUUGUCUAUAGCCAGGCAAUAAAAUUUUGGACUGCAGGUAACUGUACAUGUCAUAUCAUGCAAAUAGGAAUUCUAGAAUCAAGAUGUGUUUGCUCGGUCACCCACAGCUUAAGGUAAUCUGAUUCUGAGAAAUUGCGACAAAAAUAUUGUUUAAAGAAAUAUUUGCAAAGUAACGUUUGCUUGGCUGCAUGGAUCUCAAACCAAGAACCCAAAAUUUGGUCUGCAAGCUACAUCUUAGUACUACCUAUUCAAUUUCACACAUUUGGUAAACAUUAUCUGAGUGAGAGAGCUCACUACUGAGGUAGUUUAAAAAGUCACAAAUACACAUUUACUGUAAAGAGAACAUGGCAUGCUGAUGGGGAAAAAAAAUAUAUGGUGUACUCUGCCAACUGCCCUCUGGACUAAAAUUUUAUAUGCUGUUAGUUGAAAUAUGCCUGUAGCUUGGUCUGUCAAGUUUAGAUAGACCAGGCAAGUAGUCACAACCAACAUGGGUAUAAGCUGACUGUGCUAUAUGCACACAACAAACAUUUCGUUCUCUUGGUGCUAUGUUUACAUCUUUCAUUUAAAAGUUAUUUUAUUUUCAAUGCCAUGUUUAAUGCAAGAAGUAAUGAGAGAAGUUGUAGGAUGCUUCACACAUCGGGGAAAAAGCCAAAGGCAUCUUCAGAAGUUUGUAAAUCCUUGAAUAUCGGUCUUUUGGUCUUUAGGCAAUGGUAUUGAAUUUUUCAUGUGAGUGGGUGUGAGAGGAGAGAUUGAAAGAAAGACUAGUGUGUCUACACAAAGAUAUUACAAAAAGUAUUUUUGCAAGUGACUCUUUUUACAAAGUUGUGUUUGGUUUUGUUUUUUACUCAAAACUGACGAUUGGCGUGAAAAUGUGAGUUUGAUUUUCAGGUAAUGUUACUAUUAUCUGCUCUUGGGCCACAAACCUUGUGCUGAUUGUUCACAAGACAGACAGGACAGUUGUAACAAUAUUUUUCUGCAUAAUAGAAAUGUCUUGCAUUAUUAACUGGCUCUUUUAUUUGUGUCACAAACUUCAUAAAGCAGUCCUGAACUGCUGCAUUUUUUUCCUGGUUUAUGACAUGUCAAAGCUAUAACAUUGUUCAAAAAGAAUUCUUCACUUUUAAUCCAUUGUCUACUUAAGUAUUACCUCACAGUUUUGUUGUACAUACUUUUGUUGCUUGCUACUAUGUAAAAGAAAGAAAUAAAGUUAUUGCUAAGUCAUGUCA
Molecule: messenger RNA, 3918 nt
Organism: Pomacea canaliculata
Lineage: Eukaryota; Metazoa; Mollusca; Gastropoda; Architaenioglossa; Ampullariidae
Product: BRCA1-A complex subunit Abraxas 1-like
Exons: 7
Coding region: 270-2159 (629 amino acids)
Biological process (GO): protein K63-linked deubiquitination; attachment of spindle microtubules to kinetochore; mitotic spindle assembly
Cellular component (GO): nucleus
Molecular function (GO): polyubiquitin modification-dependent protein binding; microtubule binding
Source: RefSeq, a predicted model, not a curated record